Molecule: messenger RNA, 1270 nt
Organism: Rosa rugosa (rugosa rose)
Lineage: Eukaryota; Viridiplantae; Streptophyta; Magnoliopsida; Rosales; Rosaceae
Product: 26S proteasome non-ATPase regulatory subunit 7 homolog A-like
Exons: 10
Coding region: 115-1047 (310 amino acids)
Biological process (GO): proteasome-mediated ubiquitin-dependent protein catabolic process
Cellular component (GO): proteasome complex; proteasome regulatory particle
Molecular function (GO): protein binding; metallopeptidase activity
Source: RefSeq, a predicted model, not a curated record
CGGUAAUUUUGCAGCUCCUGGGGGUUUUACUAUUUCUCUCCCUCUCUCUCUUGGGGGUUUUAGACUGGAAAAGAAAAACAAAGAUCCGAGAGUGUCACCGGAGCUCAGAUCGCCAUGGACGUCAUCAAGACUCAGCAAAUAUCGGCGAGGUCGAUCGAGAAGGUGAUAGUUCACCCGCUGGUGCUACUCAGCAUCGUCGACAACUACAACCGAGUCGCCAAGGACACUCGCAAACGAGUCGUCGGAGUCCUUCUCGGAAGCACUUACAAAGGCGUCGUCGACGUCUCCAACAGCUACGCAGUGCCGUUUGAAGAAGAUGAUAAAGACCCUAGCAUUUGGUUUCUUGACCACAACUACCAUGAAGCAAUGUACUCUAUGUUCAAGAGAAUCAAUGCAAAGGAGCACGUCGUAGGUUGGUAUAGUACGGGGCCGAAACUACGAGAGAAUGAUCUUGAUGUUCACAGCUUAUUCCACAACUAUGCCCCAAAUCCUGUAUUGGUCAUUAUUGACGUCCAGCCAAAGGAGCUGGGAAUACCCACCAAAGCAUACUAUGAUGUCGAAGAAGUUAAAGAGAAUGCAACUCAAAAGAGCCAGAAGAUUUUUGUUCAUGUACCCUCUGAAAUUGCUGCUCAUGAGGUUGAGGAAAUCGGAGUGGAACACUUAUUAAGGGAUGUGAAGGAUACAACCAUCAGCACACUUGCAAAUGAGGUUACUGGAAAAAUUACUGCUCUAAAGGGUUUGGAUGCACGGUUACGAGAAAUCCGCAGUUAUCUAGAUCUUGUGAUUGAUGAAAAGCUUCCACUAAAUCAUGAGAUACUUUACCAUUUGCAGGACGUGUUCAAUCUGCUUCCAAAUCUUAAUGUGGCUGAGUUAGUUAAGGGAUUUGCAGUAAAAACAAAUGAUAUGAUGUUGGUUAUAUAUCUUUCUUCUCUCAUUCGUAGUGUCAUCGCCCUCCACAACUUGAUCAAUAACAAGAUGCUCAACAAAGAACAUGAGAAAGCUGAGGAUGCGAAGCCAGCAACAGCCCCAUCUGCCUCUGCAAGCUGAAAGUCAUGAUUUAGUGGUGAUUUGGAGAGUAUCAGCCGUGAUCUAUUGCAACCAAUUUGAUCCUUUACUAUAGUUUCUAUAGAAAAUUUUGUAUUCCCAAUAUAGACAGAGCUUGCAGGUUGAGAUAUUUUUGUCAUGGACAGUGUUAGCAUUGCUAAGUAACACCCCCGCAUUGAAGUGUAGACUCCUGCUAAAUUUAUCAAUUGACCAUUGUUUGCAUCUA